AGACUCCACUCACUCUGUUGUGUAGUUUUAUUUAUGUCCAAACAAGAAAAAACACAAGGAAAACUUUGUGAAAUUGGGCCUUUUUGAUCAAAUCAGACGGCUCACAAUCUUCCAAAUUUCCUCGUGUAACAUUGUUGUUUACCAUCGUUUACUUCAACUUUACCCUUCUCUCUCUCUCUCCAAACCUCGCAGCGCGUAUCUAGUUAUUAGAGAGAGGAAUUUUCCCGUCAAAUCGAAUUCCAACUUCCUAUAGUAAUUUUUUCUAGAUCUGUCGGUGCAUUCAUAUCGUAUCGCAUUGCUUCUGCGCGGAUCGAAGUGCUUGCUUUGUUCAGUUGUGUAGUUAUCUAGGGGGGAUCGAAUUGAAUCCAUGGCUCCAAGCACGCUGCGGAAGGCGAUCGGGGCGGUGAAGGAUCAGACGAGCAUCGGAAUCGCUAAAGUUGCUAGCAAUUUGGCGCCGGAGCUGGAGGUCGCCGUCGUCAAGGCGACUGGCCACGACAACGACCCCGCGUCCGAGAAGUAUAUAAGGGAAAUACUGCAAUUGACGACGUAUUCUCAUGGAUACGUGAGCGCUUGUGUUGUCUUAGUGUCGAAGAGAUUGGGGAAGACACGUGAUUGGAUUGUUGCCCUCAAGUGUUUGGUGCUCAUUCACCGUUUGCUCAAUGAGGGGGAUGUUGUUUUCCAGCAGGAGCUGAUGUAUGCUACUAGGAGGGGAACGAGGCUGUUGAAUUUGUCGGAUUUUCGCGACGAGGCUCAUUCGAAUUCAUGGGAUCAUUCGGCUUUUGUUAGGACGUAUGCUCUCUACUUGGAUCAGAAGCUUGAGUUGAUGGCUUAUGAGCGGAAGCAGGGUGGGAAGGGAGGUGAGGUCGACAGAUUUGGGGGUCGAGAUGGCAGAUCUAAUUAUCGUUCGCCUCCUGAAUCGAGCAGCAGGGGCCGUGAUUAUGAUUAUGGUAGGGAUGAUAGACCUGGUUAUCGUUCUCCUCCUGGAUCAAACAGGGGUUAUGAUCAUGAUGUCAAUGGAUACCGUGAUGAGCCAAAUAAUGGAAUGCGCAGAUCAAGGUCAUCGGGUGAUGUAAUAGAGUCGACAAAUGACAAGAAAGAUGCUACUCCAUUGAGGGAAAUGGCACUGGAGAAGAUUUUUGGGAAGAUGGGCCAUAUGCAGAGGCUGUUGGAUCGGUUUUUGGCUUGUCGUCCCACGGGAUUGGCAAAGAACGAGCGAAUGAUUUUGGUGGCUCUGUACGCCAUAGUGAAGGAGAGUUUCAAGCUGUAUGCUGAUGUGUGUGAGGUUUUGGCAGUGCUUCUGGAUAAGUUCUUUGAUAUGGAGCAUCAAGAUUGUAUAAAGGCCUUUGAUGCAUACGCGAGCUCUGCAAAGCAGAUUGACGAACUGAUUGGAUUCUAUAACUGGUGCAAGGAUAUUGGUGUGGCACGAUCCUCAGAGUAUCCAGAAGUGCAAAAAAUAACUGACAAAUUACUCGAGACUUUGGACGAGUUUGUGAGGGAUAGGGCAAAGGCAGUGAAGAGUCCUGAGAGGAAGGUUGAGAGUCAGGCAAAGCCACAGGAGGAGCAAGUGCAGGAUAUGAAUGAGGUUAAAGCACUGCCACCUCCUGAGAACAUAACCCCCCCAGUGCCAGCUGAGCCCGAGCCUCCUAAGCCUGCAGUUCAGGCGGCUGCAGAUUUGGUAGAUUUGAGGGAAGUGACUGCAGAUGAUCAAGGCAACAAGCUAGCACUGGCAUUGUUUGCUGGACCUGUUGCAAACAACGGGAAUGGCUCGUGGGAGGCUUUCCCAUCGAAUGGAGAGGCAGAGAUGAGUUCUGCGUGGCAGAAUCCAGCUGCUGAGGCCGGGAAGGCUGAUUGGGAGCUGGCUCUGGUCGAGUCCGCUAGCCAUUUGUCCAAUCAAAAGGCUGCAAUGGGUGGUGGAAUGGAUUCAUUACUCUUGGAUGGCAUGUAUGAUCAGGGGAUGGUUCAACAUCAUACAAGCACUACCAAGAUGAGUGGUGGCAGUGCCAGCAGCGUAGCAUUGCCCGGUUCUGGGACAAGCAAAACUCCCGUACUAGCACUCCCCGCACCUGAUGGAACGGUCCAGACAUUUGGACAAGACCCGUUUGCUGCAUCAUUGAGUAUUCAACCCCCUGCGUACGUGCAGAUGGCUGAUAUGGAGAAGAAGCAGGGUCUGCUCACGCAGGAGCAGAUGGUAUGGCAACAAUACUCCAGAGAAGGCAUGCAAGGCCAAACCAGUUUCGCUAAGAUUGGCACGGCCGGGUAUUAUGGUCCGGGUAUGCAGCCCAAGAUGCCUUAUGGAAUGCCACCAGUAAACGGAUCGGGAGUCCCACCUGCCGGGUACACUUAUGCUCCUUUCUAAAAAUUUUGAUAUAUGUCACCAUACAGUAGUAGAUUACAUAAUUUCUUUCAGUUUUCAUGAUAUUCCAAUGUAUUUUAUGUGGUUUAAUUCCAACUGCAUGACUUUGAGAAAAAGAGAGAUGAUUAGCAUCUGUGGGGGAUUCUGCUGUGCAUGGAAUCCUAUAAUCCAGUAAUUGUAUCUCUCCAUCUUUGUAAACUUGUUUGAUGACAUUAAUAGUUUAAUACAUAUAUAUAUA
Messenger RNA from Salvia miltiorrhiza (redroot sage), 2591 nucleotides. RefSeq names its product probable clathrin assembly protein At4g32285. Lineage: Eukaryota; Viridiplantae; Streptophyta; Magnoliopsida; Lamiales; Lamiaceae. Gene Ontology annotation, molecular function: phosphatidylinositol-4,5-bisphosphate binding; 1-phosphatidylinositol binding; SNARE binding. Gene Ontology annotation, biological process: vesicle budding from membrane; clathrin-dependent endocytosis; clathrin coat assembly. Bases 368 to 2356 code for a protein of 662 amino acids. Gene Ontology annotation, cellular component: clathrin-coated vesicle; clathrin-coated pit. The transcript is spliced from 2 exons. The record is from RefSeq and is a predicted model, not a curated record.